AUGUUGAUCGCCGGCAAAUGGAUCGGCAAUCUCCACGUGCCAUGCCAGAUGUGCGCUAAAGUGUUGGCCUGUCGCGAUGUGUCCAUCCUCGUCCGCCACGCAAAGACCCAUCACCCGAAAAAACAGUUCUCGUGUCGGGAGUGUGACUACACGAACUCGGAACGACGAAAUAUGCGCCAACACAUCUUUUCCGUGCAUGGGCUUGGCGGGGAUCAGUUUUCGGAUGAUAGAACUUCCGAGCUCGAAGAUGCUUGGGCGCGCGUGGGAGGCGUUUGCUUCCCGGAGAUGAGCGAACGAAUCUCAGAAGCUGUCCUGGCCUACCGCCCGAAGUUGUACAAGGGAAAGCCUAUUGCAGAAAACGUUGAGGAUGACGAUGACUUUGACGACUGCGACAUUGACGCCCUAUCUAACUCCCCC
Molecule: messenger RNA, 417 nt
Organism: Mesorhabditis spiculigera
Lineage: Eukaryota; Metazoa; Nematoda; Chromadorea; Rhabditida; Rhabditidae
Source: the annotation of a GenBank genome assembly